Nyctereutes procyonoides (raccoon dog) is the source of this 1944-nucleotide messenger RNA. RefSeq names its product coiled-coil domain containing 137 (gene CCDC137). The record is from RefSeq and is a predicted model, not a curated record. NCBI's taxonomy places the organism in Eukaryota, Metazoa, Chordata, Mammalia, Carnivora, Canidae. Bases 245 to 985 code for a protein of 246 amino acids. The transcript is spliced from 5 exons.
UGCAGGCCCGGGCGGGGCGGCCAUGCAGCUGUGUGUGUCCCAGUCCCCAGCUGCCUGGAUGUGCACCCGGGCUUCAGCAGAAGAAACCUGCCAGCACGCGGUGGUCCGAAGGCGCAGGAAGGAGCACGUGGGGCUCUGACCAAAGGCUGGUGUCCCCAGGGCCAAGGAGGUGGCUGGCAGCAGGUGGCAGCGUGGUUUCAGAUGAGGCUUUUUUUUUUUUUUUAAGAUUUUUAUUUACUUAUUCAUGAGAGAGAGAGAGGCAGGCUCCAUGCAGGGAGCCCGACGUGGGACUCGAUCCCAGGACCCCAGGAUCACGCCCUGGGCUGAAGCCGCUAAACCGCUGAGCCACCCGGGCUGCCCUCAGAUGAGGUUUCGACAGAGCCCUCCUGUGGCCUUCAGAAAGACACUGGAGAAGGAAGCCAAGGGAGUGGAGCCGGACAUCGCGGUCCCCAAAUUCAAGCAGAGGAAGUGGGAGUCUGACAAGGCCUACGUCCAGCGAAUGGAGCAGGAGGCCCAGCACGUGCUCUUCCUCAGCAAGAACCAGGUGGUCCGGCAGCCUGAGGUGCAGGCGGCUCCCAAAAAGGAGAAGUCGGAGCGGAAGAAAGCGUUCCAGCAACGGCGACUGGAUAAAAUCCGGCAGAGGAGGGAGGAGAAGGCAGCAGAAAGGCUGGAGCAGGAGCUGCUCCGAGACCCAGUGAAGUUCGGUGAGGUGGCCCUGCAGCCCCCAGAGCUGACUGCCCAGCCCAGGUCGAGCGCGAGCAGGGGCCAACCUGGGAAGAAAUCGCUGAUGCUGAGGAAGCUUUUGAGCUCUGGUGGCGUGUCCCAGCCUCUGACCACGUCACUGGCCCGACAGCGGAUUAUUGGGGAGGAGAGAGAGCGGGCCGUGCAGGCCUAUAGGGCACUGAAGAAGCGGCAGCAGCAGGGGACUCAGUCACCACAGCCACCCCACCUCGCUUCCAGGAAGAAGGCAGAGAUGUGUCUGUGACGGCAGGACCAGGGCCUCCACGCCUGUGUGGGGGAGGACGAGUAGACGGCCUGGAACACACACUGGGACUCUCAGGGCCCCCAUGGACUCGCUCUCUGGUGCAGAAGGCUCCAGGCCUUUUCUCUCGUUUUUUCUCCUUAGGAUGGCUCUCCUGUGAGUGACCGUCUGCUUGUGUGUCCGAAGUCCCCAUAGAGUGGCCAGCGGCUGUUUGGGACACAGUCGGGCACACCUAGCCUCAUUCCCCUGAAGCUGGCAUCACUCACAGCUUUGUUCUGAAUACUCAGGUCCAGGCUGAGAUAAUCAGGGCUACUUUAGGGAGGACAGUCCUUAAACGCCAGUCCACUGGAGAGACCAUGCUCGCUCGGCCGAAUUUAACUGAAGCUCUGUGGGGCUGAACAGCACAGUAUGGCGGGAAGCACAGGCCAGGCAGCGGGUCGGGGUCCGCAUCCCUACAGAGGCAGGUGGAGCCCACCCAGGCUCUCACUGGGGUACAGAGACUGAUGGCACCACCCACACCUAGUGGGUUUGAGAGGAGGUUGGGGAAAGAAGAGGUAUGAAGCCGUGUGAUGGCAAGGACAGAACUCUGGCCCAGGUCCUGCCUGUGGUUAAAAAAAGGUGAUGUUGGAAUUCCUGCCAACCACAGGGCCUGGUGAGGUUUGACCCUUCCACCAGAGCCGAGGGAGGGAAGGAGGGAGGGCGGGCGGGCACGCAUGCCCGGACAGCAAUGUGCUUAAGACCUUAAGGGGAGAGUCCUGCUGCUCCUACCCUGGUGAGGACAGCACCUGGCUCUGCUUGGCCUCGCCAGCUCCGGCUCUGUAGCUGGCAGACGUGGGCCUGGACAGUCCAGGAAAUGCUCUAUCUCAGCCUCGGCCAGGUGGCCCUACACAGGCAGUGUGCUCUGUGGGAUCCUUCUUUUGCCCUUGUUUGCAUCUUUUUUUUUUUAAUUAAAAACCUGAGUU